AGAGUAGCCCUUUCCCUAGGAAACUGAUCAGCUCUGACGGCUGCUGUCCAGUGGCACGACACUGCCACAGAGUGGACACUGGUGGUACUGAGGCCCAGCCCCCAAAACACCUCCUCUCUCUCCCCCUGGUGCCAGACCUCGCAGCGUCUCUCCAAAGCCCCCACUGGCUAAAUAGUGGGAAACUGAAUAAAAUGGAGUGGGGGCACAUUUACAAAUCACAGUCACAUCCUCCUAGCUUCUUGAAGAAACUGGAGCCUAAGGAGAAAGGCUAGCAUGAAACCUUCCCUCAUGAGUUCAAGGUGGAGGGGCCUUGGCCCACCCAUAUAGUCCAUGAGGAAGUAUGGUAAGGAGGGCUGGGAUUGGCACUAAGGUUGCUGUGCUCUGCUUUGCUCUUAAAAGUCCUUAAACUACCCAUUUCCCACCCCCAUUAACAGAGGCCUGGCACCACUUCUAGGAUACCCCACAUUUAGGCAACCCUCACAGUCCCCUGCAAGAGAACCAGCAGCUGGGUACAGGCACUCCCAAGUCCCAUGCCCUCUGCCAGCCUUGACGGACUCUGCCCUGCUAGAUGAUUGCAUCACCCCCACCCCCACCUCUGGGUUUCCCCAGACAUCACAGUAACAUGCCAACACCUAUGCCCCUGCCCUCUUCCACGUUGUGCUUCAGUCCAACUGGACUCUGGGCAGCCAGCACAGGCAGGGGCAGGAGGUGACUUCUGUGUCCCGUGGCACUGCCACCUUGGCCUGGGCAAGAGGACUCCGUUCCUCCCGCCCCCACCCCCCAACCUCUCACCCCUGUCCCAGCCCCAUUUCUAGAAAUAAAGAAACCAGAGUUCUUCUUGCCCAGACCCUAGAGAAAUCACCACUGGAACUUACAGCUGUCUCAUGAAAACUGCUGCAGCAGUGGCUCUGGGGCAAGUUAAAAGGCUGGAGGGAUGGGGGAAGUUGCCCUUCCCCACCUUGCUAUAUGGAAUCCCCUCCCCCGAGUCCCAGACCUCGGGGACUGAGCAUGUGAAAUCAUCCUCUUUCUUGCAUCAUGCGUGUCCACAUUGCGCCCCCACCCCCAUACCCCUACCUUACGCUCAGUGACCAGGGCCAGAUGGUGAAACCGGAGCUCCAGGGGGGAACGUCCACCCCCUGUAGGGGCUUGAUGGGCAGCACAGCUGGCCAAUCUGGGGCUCAGAGGGUAGGUCUGCUAGCUGACCACGAGGUGAGGGAGCCCCAGGCUGCAGGCUCUAAAGAGGCCCGUCGGUAACCAGACAUGAGCUGUGAGGGUCAAAUUGGCAGAUUGUGCUAAACACAGCUACCCAUCGGACCUUCCUGAGUCCCCGGCAAUAGAAGACAGGUGGCUCUACCAUUGGCUAAGGGUAGGUGUGGCACUGGUGUCUGCUGCUGCUGUGCCCUCAUUGGCCUCCACAAAAUCACUCAAUAGAAGGAGCAACUGCCAUCUAAGGCUCUCGCCCAGACCCAGGGCCAUUCACCAGGAACAUGGAGCUACCUGAUGUCCAGGUCCGGCUGGUGCUGCUGUGGGCACUGGUGUGGGUGCAUGGGGCAAGGUCUGUGUGUCCCUCCUGUGGGGGCCCCACACUGGCGCCUCAAGCAGAACGAGCUCUGGUCCUGGAGCUAGCCAAGCAGCAAAUCCUGGAGAGGCUACACCUGACCAGUCGUCCCAGAAUAACUAAUCCUCCACCCCAGGCAGCACUGACCAGAGCUCUCCGGAGACUACAGCAGGAAAGUGUGGCUCCAGCUAAUGGGGAAGAGGUCAUCAGCUUUGCUACCACCACAGACUCCUCCACUUCACCCUGCAGCUCCAUGCUCAUCUUCCACCUGUCCACUCUCCAGUCCCACCACCUGCACCACGCGCGCCUAUGGCUGCACGUGCUCCCCACCCUUCCUGGUACUCUGUACUUGAGGAUCUUCCGAUGGGGCCCACGGAGGAAGCACCGAGGGUCCCGCGCCCUCUUGGCUGAGCACCAUAUGACAACUCCUGGCUGGCACGCCCUGACUCUGCCCUCUAGUGGCUUGAGGGGUGAUGAGUCUCGUGUCCUGAAACUCCAGUUGGACUGCAGACCCCUAGAAGGCAACAGCACGACUGCUGGACAACCUCGGAGACUCCUGGACACAGCUGGAGACCAGCGGCCCUUCCUGGAGCUUAAGAUCCAGCCCAAUGAGCCUGGAACAGGCCGGGCCAGGAGGAGGACCCUGACCUGUGAGCCUGAGACCCCCUUAUGUUGUAGGCGAGACUAUUAUGUAGACUUCCAGGAACUGGGAUGGCAGGACUGGAUCCUGCAGCCUGAAGGGUACCAGCUGAAUUACUGCAGUGGACAGUGCCCUCCCCACCUGGCUGGCAGCCCCGGCAUUGCUGCCUCCUUCCAUUCUGCUGUCUUCAGCCUCCUCAAAGCCAACAACCCUUGGCCCCUGGGUACCUCCUGCUGUGUCCCUACUGCCCGAAGGCCUCUCUCUCUCCUCUACCUGGACCGAAAUGGCAAUGUGGUCAAGACAGAUGUACCAGAUAUGGUGGUGGAGGCCUGUGGCUGCAGCUAGCAAGACGACCUGGGGGUUUGCAGUACAGAGAUCAAGAUGGGGGUUCCCAGGCGAAAGGCAUCUGUGGCUGGAGGCAUCAGAUUCCUGAUCUGCAACCCCGCACCCCGUGGGCCACCUGGCAGUAUGACUGGCUUGACCCCUAUGGGACCCAAAUGGGCACUUUCUUGUCCAGACUGUGGUCUAUUCCAGGCUGGUUAAUGUGUGGGGAGAUGGGGAAAGUGUGUCCUCUGAAGGAAUCUACCCAGAAAGCAUGAUUUCCUACUCUAAGUCCUAUGAGAAAAGGGCAGAGGUGAGGGAGGGAGGGGGAGAGGGAAGGAGGGAAGGAGAAGGCUGAGAAAAAUGACUUAGUCUCUCCCAAGAAGAGAAAGUCUUCGAGUGAGGGAAGGAUGAAGCAGACUGAGGGCCCAGCAGGUUUGGGACAGGGGUAACAGGCUGGCCAAGGGCGGAACUAUUGAGGUGCUUUAAGGGAAGGUCAGGAGGGAAAUGGGCAAGGGGCUUAGGGAAGGUGUUUAGGAGAGCCCCAGAAAUGAGAGUCAGGAGAGAGGGGUGCUGAGCCUGAGAAAUUUCUUGGUUUUUCCCAGCAGGGGGUAGGGCCCACUGGGGAGACAAACUUUUAUACUUUCCUAAUAAAAAUGUGGAAAUAAUCAGUAAGUGUGAAUCACAAAGGUGGGCUGGGAUGAUAGUCUAGAGCAAUGGUUCUCAAGGUGUGAUCUGGGGACCCCUGGGUGGUCCCUAGAUCUUUUCAGGGGUGUCCACAAGGUCAAAACUAUUUUCAUAAUAAUACUUAGAUGUU
Rhinolophus ferrumequinum (greater horseshoe bat) is the source of this 3336-nucleotide messenger RNA. It is a transcript of the gene INHBE, whose product is annotated as inhibin subunit beta E. The coding region runs from base 1488 to 2543 and encodes 351 amino acids. Gene Ontology annotation, biological process: SMAD protein signal transduction; BMP signaling pathway. Gene Ontology annotation, molecular function: hormone activity; cytokine activity; growth factor activity. Gene Ontology annotation, cellular component: extracellular region. NCBI's taxonomy places the organism in Eukaryota, Metazoa, Chordata, Mammalia, Chiroptera, Rhinolophidae. The transcript is spliced from 2 exons. The record is from RefSeq and is a predicted model, not a curated record.